AUUUUUUCUUUGCCGUUCGGAGAGAGAAGAAGGAAGAAGACUAGGUUGGGAGCCGUUUCCAGGUUUCCCUCCAACGACAGAAAGUGGAAAACUCGAGUAGAUCUUAGCAGAAUGGCGGCCGAGGAGAAAAAGCGUUUCACCGACAAGAAGGACUAUGCGCAAUUUCCAGAGCGAUGGGCGGACAAGAACAAGUUCAAGGACAUGCCAGCAGGCUGGAACCCUCCGCACGGCGAAGAGCUAGAGAAAUUCAGAAAGAAGAGAAAGGGCCAGAUGGCGGAUAUCUCGUGGGAUAUGCUGGAAUACGAAGAGCUUCCCGUGUCAUCGGCACCACUGAUGUCCGCUGCGCAAUUCAUUGGCGUUGAGUGCCGCUCACAGAGUCAGGACUUUCUCAUCUGCAAACGAGACAAGCAGGACCCACGCAUGUGCCUGAACGAGGGCAAGGCGGUGUCGGACUGUGCCCGUGCGUUUCUGCUAAAGGUGCGCGAUCACUGUCGCAAGGAGUUCCGCCAGCACUGGUCUUGCUUGGACAAUAGAAAUCUGGAUCACGAGCAUUGCCUAAAACACCAGCCUGCACUGGACAAGUGCAUUCUGGAGCAUACAGGGUUGGAACGACCCACCCCACCGCCUCGUGGCAUGGUCAUGAGGAAUUUCUAGCACGGAGUUUCUCUCCGUAUUGAUUGCCCUAUAUAUCUGAGACAGUGCAUACCGUCGGCUGAUGUUCAGUCUGACGCCUUGCACAUAGAAUGUUUUUGUAUUCGCAACUUUCCAUUGGACAUGUGGAAUACGAGCAGCUCGUCUAACUAAGAUGGAGCUAUGCUUGCACUCUAAGACACCACACCCUGAUUACCACCUUGCAGCGGGUACACUACAAAUCUGGCAAGAGCAGACGGAGAUUUGCUUGAAGCUUUCCGGUCGGUCCAGGCGCCGGCUGGAUCAUGGAGCCGUUGACACAUGAAGCAUUCCUCUCAGCUAUCCACUAUUUCAUAGCCAAUCCGUUUGCUCCUCGUUUGCAACGUCCGGUACAGGGUUGCUAUGCUCGGUGGUCCCUAUUUUGUAGUUUGUUGAAAUUUAUGACGCUGUACAUACUGCUCUAAAUGUUAAAUGCCUUGGCAUAAGCUAUUUGCUGGCUUUGCUGUUCUCAUUUCCCGUAGGCUUUACUAUUCUCAAUGGAUGUUUGGGUAUAGCUUUCUUGCUACAUGUAUAAUUUAUUUCUGACAUGUUUGCAGCGUGUCAGUAGGCUCGUGUACAUUGCUAUUGCCAGUCAAUGAUUGGUGAAGUAUACCAUGUAUACUGUUGAGUGUUCGUGAAGCAAAAUGGAUCAUCAGGCAGAUCCUAAGCCGCGGAGUACCAACACUACUUGAAGUAUGCUUUCCACGUGUUUGGCCUGGCAUCAGUAUGGAUGAAAUAUGCAGUAUGGACUGUGUACAUCGACUCGAGCCAAGCUGAGCAGUUUGAACAGACUCGCCGCAUGCUACUUGUAUUUUAGAGUACGAUGUGGAGUGAGUCCACCAAGUCUUUGGCAUUGAUUUGCCGUCUUUUGAAACCUGGCCUAGACCGUGUCGGAUUUGGUUUUGAUCGUUCACGGUUUGCCUUUUAGAGUUCUGCGAUUAUCACCGCCGCAAGUGUUGGACAAAAGUUCAUGACCAUA
Sycon ciliatum is the source of this 1648-nucleotide messenger RNA. RefSeq names its product NADH dehydrogenase [ubiquinone] 1 alpha subcomplex subunit 8-like. The transcript has a single exon. The coding region runs from base 112 to 654 and encodes 180 amino acids. The record is from RefSeq and is a predicted model, not a curated record. Gene Ontology annotation, biological process: mitochondrial electron transport, NADH to ubiquinone. Lineage: Eukaryota; Metazoa; Porifera; Calcarea; Leucosolenida; Sycettidae.